AUGACCAAGAACGGUGUUAUGUCUCAGCGGUCGGACUCCAAUUUUGGGGUUCAGGCGGAACCUGGCGGAGAAGCAGAGCCGUGGGAAGACGGGACUGGGCUUUGGCGGCGGCGGCAGCAGCAGCAGCAGCAGCAACAGCGGCAGCAGCAGCAACAGGGAUUCGCUGUCCUCUAUGUUUGUCAAGAGCGUUCAACAGGCCUGCGUAGUCGGUCAAAGACCACACAGCAGCAGCAGCAGCAGCAGCAGCAGACGCCGCUAUCGCCAGCGCAGCAGCAGCAGGAGCAGCAGCAGAGAGAAGGGACGUCGGAGGGGCAGCAGCAGCAGCAGGAGCCGCAGCAGCAGCAGACGCCGCAGCAGCAGCAGACGCCGCAGCACCAAAAGCAGUAG
Eimeria mitis is the source of this 387-nucleotide messenger RNA. RefSeq lists its product as uncharacterized. Lineage: Eukaryota; Apicomplexa; Conoidasida; Eucoccidiorida; Eimeriidae. The coding region runs from base 1 to 387 and encodes 128 amino acids. The record is from RefSeq and is a predicted model, not a curated record. The transcript is spliced from 3 exons.